Molecule: messenger RNA, 681 nt
Organism: Benincasa hispida (wax gourd)
Lineage: Eukaryota; Viridiplantae; Streptophyta; Magnoliopsida; Cucurbitales; Cucurbitaceae
Source: RefSeq, a predicted model, not a curated record
AUGUCUAAUUGGAAUCGAGUGAAGGUUUUGGGUAGAGGUUCUCAUGGCACGGUGUUCUUAGCAGUGCCAAUUAGUGCACCUUUUGAUUUUGUUGCUCUUAAAGUAGUUUCGGUAGAAUAUGCUUAUUCACUCAUGAUAGAAGAAACCAUUUUGCUCAAUUUUAAUGGAUGUCCCGAAAUUAUUCAACGCGUUGGGAGUGGUAUCUGUUUUGAAGGGGACUCUCUUGAUACUGUUACUUACAACCUUGCCUUGGAGUAUGCUGCCGGAGGUAGUUUAACUGACUUGAUUAGGCGACGGGAGAAAUUGCCAGAGGUUGAGGUCAAAGAGUAUCUCAAAAUGAUUUUAAGAGGCCUUUGUUGUAUUCAUGAGCGAGGGUAUGUACAUGGCGAUAUCAAACCAGAUAAUAUUCUUGUGUUCCUUGAUGAUAUUGGUAAAGUGAAGUUGAAGAUAGCUGACUUUGGGCUUUCCAAGAAAUGUGAUGAGUUUGAGGAAGUGAUGAUAUCCACUAAUGCCAAACCAAGAUUUAGAGGAACACCAAAAUAUAUGUCGCCAGAAUCCAUUCUUUUCGGUAAGAUCAACACUUCACUUGAUAUCUGGUCUUUAGGUUGUAUUUUAAUUGAAAUGAUUUCUGGAAAGCCGAGUUGUGAAUCAAAUGGAUUUACCAGCAGACAUUCCAGAUGA